UAACACCAAACCACAACAAGGAGCAACACUGAUGGGUUCCAUUGGUAAUGGUCGAAGUGUCUCAGCGGUUGGCAUCCAGAUGCCACCGGAGGGUAGCAAGACGGUGCUGGAGCCAGUAUCACUUCCAGUGACAACAUCUCCAGUGCCAAGGUGGCCACGGCUGGGCGUAAUUAUGGUGGCAACCCGAGUUGCAGCCUUGGUGAUGGCGCUGCUUUCGGUGUCUCUAAUGGUCUCCUCCAAGCAGCGGGGCAUUCUCACCAUAUUUGGCAUUGAGAUCCCGCUCCAUGCUAAUUGGUCCUUUUCUUAUUCCCUGCAAUUCUUGGUUGGGAUGUCUGCAGCCUCAGCUGCCUACUCGUUGGCUCAUCUCCUCUUGAUUGCACACAAGGCCGUGAAGAAGGUUCCCAUGGUUCCUUCCCGGCGACAAACAUGGCUGCUGUUUGCUGGUGAUCAGGUGUUUUCUCUUGCGAUGAUGAGCGCGGGAUCAGCAGCGGCAGCGGUGUCCAAUCUGAACCGCACCGGCAUCCGGCACACGGCGCUGCCCAACUUCUGCAAGCCGCUGCCACGUUUCUGCGACCUCUCGGCGGCCUCCAUCGCUUGCGCCUUCCUCAGCUGCGUCUUCCUCGCGACUUCCGCCGUAAUCGACGUUAUCUGGUUGUCAAGUCCGUGAGAUGAGCGAUGGUACUAGUUGUAGAAAAUUCCAAAGUUCUGUGCUUGUGCCUGUCAAUGUCCUCGCCUCCUCGGUCUCCAUGCUCACCUGGAUGGUGAGGUGCAGCGUCACUUGAUGCCCACCGAUCCAUGUUUACCGAGUUGACUGAGAUGAGUGAUCGAGUGAUGUACGUGUACCUGUUAGAUAGUCGUCGGAUGAACUCAACUGUUUUAGGCGAUGUAAUAUACUCUACUCAAUGCUGCCCGAUGCUCGUUUCUACUAUUUAGAAUGAUCGUGAUGUUGA
Messenger RNA from Setaria italica (foxtail millet), 950 nucleotides. Its product is annotated as CASP-like protein 3A1. NCBI's taxonomy places the organism in Eukaryota, Viridiplantae, Streptophyta, Magnoliopsida, Poales, Poaceae. The transcript has 3 exons. The coding region runs from base 32 to 667 and encodes 211 amino acids. The record is from RefSeq and is a predicted model, not a curated record.